CUAAUAAAUACUAGUGCAUGCUUUAACCCACUGAAAUGGCUUCAAGAAGGCCUCUUAAUUGCAGAAUCAGCUUUUGUACUCUUUGACACUAUUCAAAAGAGCCAAAGUAAAUUGCACGAGCCACCCCCAGACCCCCUUCUACAGUACUGGUAUGUUUAAAUCGUGAGGUGACCUCACGGUUAAUUCUUCGAAAGUUCGCGCCAUUAUUCUCGCCUCCAUCAUGAGCGAUCUGCUUGUUCUGGACUUAGAUCAUGUUGGUGAUUAGAAGAGUUUCUCACCAUCGCUGAGCCACACGAAUCGAAUCACCCGAUACACAAAGCUUUGGAAACCACAGCUACUUCCGCUGAACACAAAGGACAAUGAUACGAUUUCUAUUGAGCUGGUCGACUCUUUGGCUGUGUGUAGCUGUCAUCGAAGCGGGUGGUUUCGAUGUCUACUACAUGGGUGAUGCAUCCUGCAGCCAAGGCGGAUAUGAAUUGCAUCUGAACGCACUUAGUGUAGACUGUGGGAACGGCAAUGGCGGAUCAUGUUCCUUGAGCGAAGGGGACGAGCUGGAUAUCUCGGCAACAUUCACAACACUAUACUCGUUUCCAGAAAAAUUUCGAUUAUGGGCAAAGAUCUGCACUCCGUAUGGUGAAAUUGAUUCGAGUGGUUGCAAGAUGAUCACCUACAAUACCCUCAUUUAUGCCUGUGAUUACUUGGGUGGUAAUUGUCCCUAUGCCGGAACAUACAACGCCGAAGCCACCUUGACUCUAUCCGAAAGUACCGUGGAGUACUUGCAAGAUACGGGCUAUGAAAGUUUCAUGAUCGUCCUUCGGGCUUCCGCAAGCGGAUACCUGUCCAAUAAUGCCUAUGGCGUCUCCUGCAGUAUACCACUAGUGGCGGCAUACAACGAUGAAGAUGAUGAUGGGAACUCUGAAUACUACAGUUCUGGCAGUUACUACCAGGUCAGUUCCGUGGGGCUGGUCUUUGUUCUACUGAGCCUUGUUUCCAUGUACUUGUAUGGAGGGAAACAGCGGCGGCAAUGUGCGACACAGGCGAGAGAGGAAUCGGACGAAAAGGCUUCAGAGUUUGUCCUGAGCUGAUAUGCCGGAAUCGCCUACACUUGAUAGCAAUUUGCUUUCUUGGGGUAACUGUCUGGGGCAUAUACCAUACAUGCAUGAGCAAUGGCACUGGAAGGGUCAGUCAGCUAACAACACACAAAACACACUCUAAACACACGUACAGGCCCGCAGAGAAAGGCCUUUCCUUGGCACUGACGGGUCAGCUCCAGGUUUUGGUAUCGCUCGUCGCCAGUCUACAUGUUCCUUGGAGGUUAUGUUCGACCGAGAAACCGAGGAUCGAUAAAGCUUCAUGUUUGUACGGUUCAAGAAUCAUCUCUUCUACAAUAUCCCGCAUUACCAGUAAGCCUAGCUAGCCCAUUAGUUGUUCAGAUAAAUGUUCCAAUUGAGGCAUGUUGCGAUGAAAACCCAUCCACAGG
This is a messenger RNA of Seminavis robusta, 1480 nucleotides long. The record is from the annotation of a GenBank genome assembly. Lineage: Eukaryota; Bacillariophyta; Bacillariophyceae; Naviculales; Naviculaceae.